AUGGACAAUAAGGCACUGGAACCUGAGUCUGUGAGUAUCUCCAUGGAGGAGGCCAUCAUAUGUAACAGAGAAGGCCAGCCUUUAUCCCAGCUUCCGCCUCAGCAGCAGCAGGAGCCAUCCAUGUUGACCCACCUGAAGAAGGUUGAGAAUGAGAUCACUGAAGCGCAACGUUUCUCCCACCUACCCAAACGCUCAGCUGUGGACUUGGAGUUCAUCGACCUCUCCUACACCAUCCAAGAGGGACCAUGCUGGAGGAGGAGAGGUUUCAAAGCUUUACUAAAGUGCCUGUCUGGGAGGUUCUGCAGUCGUGAGCUGAUCGGAAUCAUGGGACCCUCAGGGGCUGGGAAGUCCACCUUAAUGAACAUUUUGGCUGGAUACAGGGAAACAGGGAUGAAGGGUCAGAUCCUGGUAAAUGGUAAACCUAGGGACCUGAGGACAUUCAGGAAAAUGUCCUGCUACAUUAUGCAGGAUGACAUGCUGCUGCCACAUCUCACUGCACGCGAGGCCAUGAUGGUUUCAGCCAACUUGAAGCUGGAUGAAACUAUAGAUGUGAAAAAAGCACUGGUGAAUGAGAUUCUGACGGCUUUAGGGCUCCUUGACUGUGCUCACACUCGCACCAGCUCCCUGUCAGGAGGUCAGUGUAAACGGCUGGCCAUCGCCCUUGAACUGGUCAACAAUCCCCCAGUCAUGUUCUUUGAUGAGCCCACCAGUGGCUUAGACAGUGCGUCAUGCUAUCAAGUGGUCUCGCUAAUGCGUUCUUUGGCGCUGGGAGGACGGACCAUCAUCUGCACCAUCCACCAACCUAGUGCCAAACUGUUUGAGAUGUUUGACAAGCUUUACAUUCUCAGUCAGGGACAGUGUAUCUACAAAGGCACAGUCCCUUACCUCAUCCCCUAUUUGAAGAGUCUGGGCCUUUACUGUCCUACCUACCACAAUCCUGCAGACUUCAUCAUUGAAGUGGCAUCAGGAGAGUAUGGAGACUUGAACCCUGUGUUGUUUGAGGCAGUCCAAGGUGGAAUGUGUGCAUUAGAGGAGAAGAAGAACCAGUGUGGUAACAAUGGCACAUCAGUCUGUGCAACAAAGUACCCCAUGGAUGCUGGACACAUAGAGAGCCAUACUUUUGCCACAAGCACACUAACACAGUUCUGUAUCCUCUUCAAGAGAACCUUCAUAACAAUAUGUCGAGACCAGGUUUUGACCCACCUCAGACUGAUGUCCCACAUCUCCAUAGGUGUGUUAAUAGGCUUGCUAUAUCUGAACAUUGGCAAUGAUGCCAGCAAGGUCUUUAACAACACUGGGUUCCUCUUCUUCUCCAUGCUUUUCCUCAUGUUUGGUGCGCUCAUGCCCACCGUGUUAACUUUUCCUCUGGAGAUGUCUGUGUUCCUGAGGGAGCAUCUUAACUACUGGUACAGCCUGAAAGCCUACUACCUGGCCAAGACCAUGGCUGAUAUCCCAUUCCAGGUCCUCUGCCCCAUCAUGUACUGCAGCAUAGUGUACUGGAUGACAGAACAGCCUCCAGAGGCAAGCCGCUACCUACUCUUCAUAGCCCUGUCCACCUGUACUGCCCUGGUAGCCCAAUCCCUAGGCCUGCUGGUUGGGGCCGCUUCCACCUCACUAGAGGUAGCCACAUUUGUUGGACCUGUCACAGCUAUCCCAGUGCUGCUUUUCUCUGGAUUCUUUGUGAACUUUGACACAAUCCCCAAGUAUCUGCAGUGGAGCUCCUACGUGUCUUAUGUCAGGUAUGGGUUUGAAGGAGUAAUCUUGUCCAUCUAUGGUAUGAACCGUUCAGAGCUAGAGUGUCCGGGGAAGGUGUGUAAGUUCCAACAGCCUGAGGAGGUGCUGCAGUUAUUGGAUGUGGAAGAUGCAAAGCUCUACUUAGAUUUCAUUGUCCUAGGCAUUUUCUUUAUCAUCCUACGACUGGCCACCUACCUUGUCCUCCGCUACAAAGUCAAAUCUGAGCGAUAGGUUUCAUUUGGCUCAUCUUCCAAAACUAAAGACACCCCUAAUGUCAUUGCACACCUGA
Xiphias gladius (swordfish) is the source of this 2023-nucleotide messenger RNA. RefSeq names its product ATP-binding cassette sub-family G member 4-like. The transcript has 14 exons. Gene Ontology annotation, molecular function: ATP binding; ATP hydrolysis activity; ABC-type transporter activity. The coding region runs from base 1 to 1965 and encodes 654 amino acids. Gene Ontology annotation, cellular component: plasma membrane. The record is from RefSeq and is a predicted model, not a curated record. Lineage: Eukaryota; Metazoa; Chordata; Actinopteri; Istiophoriformes; Xiphiidae.